Molecule: messenger RNA, 2335 nt
Organism: Rhizophagus irregularis DAOM 181602=DAOM 197198
Lineage: Eukaryota; Fungi; Glomeromycota; Glomeromycetes; Glomerales; Glomeraceae
Biological process (GO): regulation of mRNA processing; peptidyl-serine phosphorylation; spliceosomal complex assembly
Cellular component (GO): cytoplasm; nucleus
Molecular function (GO): protein serine/threonine kinase activity; ATP binding
Source: RefSeq, a predicted model, not a curated record
CUAUCUUGUAACUGUCUAUUGCCAAAAAUCCUUUCCGAAUCGAGAGAACAACCUCUUUCGUAACUUUCUGUAUUUGGCAUUGGUGCAUGUUCAAAUGUCUGAUAAACGAAGACAAGUUGCCACUUUGAAAGCCAAGCAAAUUACUGCACAAAAGAAGAGACGAAGGCGUACUGAUCCCGGUGUAAAAGUUUCAACUAAUGAUAUGCCAAGCACACCAACUAGAUCUGGCCUUACUUCACCGUUGUCACCAGUACUGUCUCCAACUGCUUAUAAUUCAAAUAAAAUCUAUCCUCAAUCGGUUACCUCUCAUCAACGUCAAACAACUAAUGAAGACUAUUCGGCUUCUUCCGCAAGUAGUUCUGCAAGUGAAGAGGAACCGGAAAAAAUUAUGACCGAAGAUGAGGAAGACCUUGAGGAUUACUGUAAAGGAGGUUAUCAUCCUGUAAAAAUUGGGGAUACGUUCAAUGAUGGAAGGUAUACAGUCGUUCGGAAGUUAGGCUGGGGUCAUUUUUCCACUGUUUGGCUUGCAAGAGAAAAUCGUCAAAAUCGACAUGUCGCUCUUAAAAUUGUCAAAUCUGCUCCCCAUUAUACUGAAACGGCUUUAGACGAAAUUAAAUUAUUACAAAAGAUUGUUACUGCAAAUCCCGAUGCUCCCGGUCGACGUCAUGUUGUCGAACUUUUAGAUCACUUUCAACAUAGAGGACCCCAUGGAACUCAUGUGUGUAUGGUUUUUGAAGUUUUAGGCGAAAAUUUAUUGAGCUUAAUAAAAAGAUAUAAUCAUCGCGGAAUUCCACCACACUUGGUUAAACAAAUUACAAAGCAAGUGCUUAUGGGCCUUGAUUAUAUGCAUAGAGAAUGCGGAAUCAUCCACACUGAUUUAAAGCCGGAGAAUGUGUUGGUAUGCGUUGAUAAUGUGGAGAAGGUUGUAAGAAAUGAACUUUUAUGUGGUGGAAAGCCACCGGCUACGACAGCUAAAAAAGGACAACAAUUACGUAUUACUGGAAGUCAACCUCUUUCAUCACCGUCAUCUAAAUCACCAUCUGUACAAAAUUCGUCAAUAGCAUCGCAACAAUCUUCACAGCAAAUACAAGGUAUGUCUAAAAGUCAGAAAAAAAAAUUAAAGCAAAAGCUGAAGAAAAAAGCUGCUAGAGAAAAUGGUGAACAUAUGACAAAUGGAAUUGGGGAGGAUAUAUACAAUGAGAGUUUAGAGGUGGUAAAAAAGAAUGAAGAAAAGGAAGAUGCCGAUAUGGCCGAAAAUAUUUGUAGUUCAGGUGAUGUAACGACUGAAACUUUGGAACGCGACCUUAACGAUAUUUCUCUUGUUGAUUCAUCUACUCCAAAUUCAUCAUCCAUAGUAUCUGCUACUAGUUCUCAAACGAGUCUAACACGAAAGACGUCUACUACAAAAUGGACUACUCCAGAUUCGAUUACUGUCAAAAUUGCUGAUCUAGGCAAUGCAUGCUGGGUGGAUCAUCAUUUCACGAAUGAUAUCCAAACAAGGCAAUACAGAAGCCCAGAAGUUAUUCUCGGUAGUCGAUGGGGGAAUAGUGCAGACAUUUGGAGCAUGGCAUGUAUGGUUUUUGAGCUUUACACGGGUGAUUACUUGUUUGAUCCACAGACAGGAAAAAAUUAUACUAAAGACGAUGACCAUAUAGCUCAAAUUACGGAGCUUUUGGGUAAUUUCCCCAAAAGUUUGGCUUUGAGCGGGAAAUAUUCGAACGAGAUAUUUAAUCGUAAAGGGGACCUAAGAAAUAUUACCAAGCUUCGACCUUGGAAACUUGCUGAUGUUUUACAUGACAAAUAUGCACUCUCACGCACUGAAGCGGACUUUAUGAGCUCAUUUCUACUACCGAUGUUAGAUUUAAAUCCGGAUAAAAGAGCAUUGGCAAGACAAUCAUUGAACAAUCCAUGGUUGCAAGAUUCAAGUUCAGCAAUGAAGUCAACAGGGUCUAGGUCAACUGAAAUUAAUGGGACCAGUAAACCUUUAAGUAGAAGUGAUACUAGUGGAGAUAAAAGUGUUAAGCGAGAAAAUAGAAAAUCUGAAAAGAACGAGAAUCUUGAACGUCGACAUAGUGGUUAUUACAAGUCAACAACAAAAGCUAACGAUGUUAAAGUUGAUCCUAAUUGGAAGUAUUAAUUGAUUUCGUCAAAUAACAGGUUGGUGUUUGUUAUAUAUAUUAGAAAUCUUUAUAUAAAAAUCAUGUAUAUUCUCCUUUUUUUAAAAAAACCACAUGCACACAAAUUUUCGAGCUAAUCAAUUUCUUUGGAGAAAGAAAGGUCAAAAAAGAAGAGCGCAUUUUUAUGCAUGAUUUGCAAAAAAAAAAAAAAAAAAAAA